Cyclocybe aegerita is the source of this 2973-nucleotide messenger RNA. Lineage: Eukaryota; Fungi; Basidiomycota; Agaricomycetes; Agaricales; Hemipholiotaceae. The record is from the annotation of a GenBank genome assembly.
AUGCCAAAGAGAGCACGCAUUCACUUCGUUUCUCUGCGGUCGUCUCUCGUCAAUCUUCCCAUAUCGAUCUAUGGACCCUUAGUCGAACGGAGCGUUCGACCUCAACAUCUUGCGGUUCAUCUCUCUCUGACACCAGAUGAACAGAACAGGCCUACUCAAGAACGCGUCGAGGCAUAUGUUGGCUGGACGGGAAUGGCGUCAGCGUCCUCGCUCGCACAUUUCAAGGCUGGUCAAUCCCGCGAGGGUGGCUUCGAGACCAUAGAGAUUGAUCCUCAGUAUGCUCAAGGUCUCGGGUUGGCUCAAGGGGAUAUUGUCGAAAUCGGACUUCUUCACGAUCUCCCACACGCGAAGUCAGUUGGAACAGAACCUCUGACCUCAGACGACUGGGAAAUAAUUAACUCGUGUCAGACUAAGACCAGUAUAGAUCCUCCGACAAAAGCAAACGCGCUCCUCCUCACCACCAAUACCGAAGUCAGCAUCGCCCCAAAGCUGCAUCAAAACAAGCCAUCCACUUCGAAGAAGCCCCUUGUCAAUGGUCAUCCGACCUCGACCACCAAACCAACACCGAAUGGUAUUGCAAAGGUGCCACUUCCCAGUGCAUCGAAGGAAGCAGUGGAAUCUCUUCGUGUCUUGCCAUCACGGCUGUUCCCUUCUCUUCCUGAAAGCAAUGGUCCAGAACUACUUGCAUUCGUCUCGUCCAGAACACAUGCUCAGCUGCGUUCCUCCACGACGUCAAGAGAACCUCCAACCAGCGAUACAUUUUUCUGUGGGACUUUGAAAGCUGCCCCCUCACCCAUCGACCCUUCAUCGCCCUCAACUCCACCAGUGCCAGAGCCAACAGCACGUAUCCUGAAUGCCGCGUCUUCUGCGACAGCGUCCAAUGGUUCCACGUCUACUCGACCAGGGGAAGUAUACGUUGGUGUCUCUGAAGAUGUCCCAUCGAGUCACAUUGUGUUGCCAGCGCUGCCAGAAAGCAUAAAAGAAUGGGAUAUUGUCAAGGGAUCUCUCGUACCAGACGGAGAGACAAUACGUCUAACACAACACGCUCAACCACAAAGACCUCAUACUACACGCCCGUCAACAUUCCUUGCUGGAGUCGAUGCCAUUCUGGACCGUUGCGAGUCAUACUGCACACGAGAACUCAUGAUCCACUCUAUGAAGAAGUCAGUACAUGGAUUCUCUGGCCUCCUUGUUACAGGACGUUCAGGCGCUGGCAAGACGUCAAUCAUCCGCUCAGUCGCCAAGAAACUACAAGAAGAUCCGAGAACGUUGACUUAUACGCUCUAUGUCGAUGUUUCAAAGUUCUCAGACCAACCGGUAUCUGCUGUGAAGGCCCAGUUCAACUACUGGCUCGACAAAUGCGCCUGGCAUCGUCCAAGUGUUCUCGUCCUCGACAAUUUGGAUAAACUGCUUAGUGCCGAAGUCGAGCAUGCCGACUCCUUCCGUUCAAGACAUCUCACAGAAAUAUUUUUGAGCAUAUUCUCUUCGAACGCUCGGACUGCAGCCCUUAAUAGUCGAGGCAUCCUUCUCUUGGCCACGGCUGAUUCAAUAGCAUCAAUACACUCUUUCCUGAACAUUGCCCAUGUUUUCAAAGAGGUCGUGCAUGUCACUCCGCCGAACAAAGAAGCUCGGAGAGAUAUCUUGUCCAGGCUCGUCCAAGAGCGCCUUGAAGUCGCAAAAGAUAUUGCUCAGGAUGAAGAAUCACCCAUUAAUUUCACCGAGCUCUCGACUCAGACAGAAGGGUACUCUGCCACAGAUUUGAAAGACUUAGUUGCUCGCGCAAUUCAUCAAGUCGCCAUGAGGGCGGGCAGUGAUUCAACAACCAAGUUGGAACUCACCCAAGCAGAUUUCGCUGUUGCGCAAGUGGAUUUCGUGCCGUUGUCUCUGAGAGAUAUUAAGCUCAAAAAAUCAGAUGUAGCGUGGUCCGACAUUGGCGGUCUACACGAAACCCGUCGCGUGUUGCGAGAAACUCUUGAAUGGCCGACAAAGUACGGUCCAAUAUUCAAGCAGUCGCCUCUAAGGUUGCGUUCCGGCCUCCUUCUGUAUGGUUACCCGGGGUGUGGAAAGACGUUGCUUGCGUCUGCUGUAGCUCGAGAAUGCGGGCUGAACUUCAUCAGCGUUAAGGGGCCCGAAAUCCUCAAUAAGUAUAUUGGUGCUAGUGAGAAAUCGGUACGAGACUUAUUUGAACGAGCUAGUGCAGCCAAGCCAUGUGUCCUAUUUUUCGAUGAGUUUGAUGCCAUCGCUCCAAAAAGAGGACACGACAGCACGGGUGUGACGGACAGAGUCGUCAACCAAAUGCUUACACAAAUGGAUGGUGCUGAAGGACUGGAUGGUGUUUAUGUCCUGGCUGCGACGAGCCGGCCAGACCUCAUCGACUCUGCACUCCUUCGUCCAGGACGCUUGGAUAAAUCUCUUUUGUGUGAUAUGCCUGAUGUUGAGGAACGGAAAGAUAUUCUAAUGGCAGUCGCAAGAAAGAUGUCCGUCUCCUCAACAGUCGACUUCGAUUGGAUCGCACAAAAAACGGAAGGGUUCUCCGGAGCCGACCUCCAAGCAUUGCUGUAUAACGCGCAUCUGGAUGUCAUUCAUGCAUCCAUGGCGGAAGGACCGUCCGAUGCAUCAAAAUCUGAGCAACUGGACGAACAGCCUGUGGAAUAUGUCCGGAUCGGUGGACCAGCCCAGCAGUCAGUGCUGAGCAAGGCAGAAGAGAUCGCGCUGCAGCGGAGGUUGCGCCAGAUCCUUCUGAGCUCCUCUGCUGGUGCAGCACCGAAGCAAGUAAAGGCACCGUCAUUAAAGAAGAAUGAAAUUCAGCAAGAGCACAUCCUUAAGUCCCUCAAAUCAACGCGUCCGUCAGUCUCUGUCGAGGAGAGAUAUCGACUUGCCCGGAUUUACAAAGAGUUCGUGUCUGACCGCAGUGGAAACCUACCCGUCCCUCCUGAAGCAGGCGGGAUAGGCAACCGUGUUACUCUUGGCUGA